CCGAAAAUUAAACAAGCUUUUUUUUUGUACUAAAACUUUCAAUUAUUGUUCUAAGAGAUAAAUCCGCAGAAACAACUGCAGACGUCUACUAAACUCCAGCAAUUAUUCAAAGACUAAUCUUGAAUGGAGCUGGAGCUAUGAAUGCGGACAUGGAAGAACAGGAAGACGAACUGCUCGCCUUCCAAAGUAUCUUCGAUUCGGAGGAGUUCGUCCGGGAUGAAUCGAAGUCUGCCGGACAAAUUCGAGUAUCUGUCGAGCUGCCUUCAGAGUUUAUUGUGGCCCUGAAAGAAGGUGAAACGCUGAGGCAGUAUGAGUUCUCAUUCCUUCCACCUCUGCUACUGACCUUUGAACUCCCGGAGGACUACCCAUCCUCCUCCCCUCCCUCCUUCACCCUCACCUGCAGCUGGCUGACACACACUCAGCUCUCUGCACUGAGUGCUCAGCUCACUGAUCUCUACCAGGCCACCGGUGGUGCUGUGGUGCUCUUCUCCUGGGUACAGUUUCUUAAAGAAGAUGCCCUAAGGUUCCUGGACAUCCAUACUCUGCUUGAGCUCCCCUCUGAUGAACACAGCACCCAGUACGAUAGCCAGGACUCCUUAGAUGCUGCACACUCUGAACCAAAAAAUAAUCAACACACUCCAAAGGCAGGACCCACAGAUAGCCAAAGUUGUAAUGUCUUAGAUCCAUGUAAAUCGGACCUCUCUGCACCAUCGUUAGAAGUUGAGCGUCCGAUAGUGAUUCUUGCUGAUGGCCAAGAUCCUUCAAUCUUAGACUGGAGCAGCACAGACUCCCAGGGAGCUGUGGCAUUGAUCCAAAACACUUCUAAUGAUUCCAACCAUAUUGCACAGGCCUCAGACGCGAGGGAGGCUGAACAGACCCCCCAAACCUCAGAGUUCAAGGCUGACUUAGAGAAUGAUCUGAACUCAGCAGCAGGCCAAUCAAAGCGUCUUCCAUUUGCACAGUCCAAUCAAAGUGGCCAGGAAGAUUUCUUAAACGAAAGGGAUGUUUCAGUCUCAUUAUUACUUCCCUCUAGCUCCUCAGACCCACAGGAUCAAAGUGAACAAGGAGCUGCUUCUCUGCCAAUCGACCCCAGAGAAUCCCCUCAUAAUGAAACCCAAACGUUCCCUGGUCUUUCCCAAACUCCGUCACAAACUCUUCUGAGCCAGCUCUUGAUCUAUAAUGCGGCUCAGAAACGGAAAGCGUUUGCCACCACAGUGUUUGACUGCGGUGUGUGUUUUAUGCGCUGGCUCGGUUCGGACUGCGUGCAGUUGCCCGAGUGUGGCCACAUCUUCUGCCAGGCCUGUCUUGCCGAGUUCUGCAAGCUCCAGAUAACAGAGGGGAACGUCCGGGCUGUCACCUGUCCUGAGGCAGACUGCUCUGCCACCCCUACACCUGCACAGGUGAAGCGGCUGGUAGGGGAGGAGCUGUUUAGCCGCUAUGAUCGUCUCCUGCUGCAGUCAACUCUGGACUGCAUGGCUGAUGUGGUGUACUGUCCUCGGCGGACCUGUGGUUCAGCCGUCAUCGUGGAGAAAUCCAGCACUGCAGCUCUGUGCUCUGUGUGCAACUUUGCCUUCUGUGUCACCUGCAAGAAGACCUACCAUGGAACAGGUGACUGUCGGGUAAAGACGAGCAUAAACACGGAAAUACAAGUCAUUGCAGACCUGCCACAGUCACAAGAGGGGCUGAGGGCUCUGUUGGACGACUAUGCCAGUGGCAGUAAGGAGAGGCAGAGCCUCUUGGAGAGCAGAUACGGCCAACGUAAAAUGCAGAACACUGUGGAGGACCUUCUGAGUGAAAGCUGGAUAGACUCCAAUAGCAAAUACUGUCCUCACUGCUACUGCAGAAUAGAGAAGAACAGAGGAUGUAACAUGAUGACGUGCUCUCAGUGUGGACAGAGCUUCUGCUGGGCCUGCCUCUCCAGACUAGGAAAUGGUUCAGGCAGACACUUUGUGGACACUCCCUGCUCUCUCCAUGUAUACGACUAGCGCUGCUGGUGCUUCAGCUAAACAAAUGUUGCACAUGGUAUGCUGUGUUCAAAUUGGUUAGAUUUAUUAAUGUACUUUUAACAAAUACUUGACAAUGCACAUAAAUGUAGAUUUUACAAAAAAAAAAGCAAACAUAAAUUAUGUGGAAUAUAUAAUUAUAACCUCAACACAUUUUAAAUCUGUCAGUGGUGGAAGAAGUACUUCAAUAUUUUAGUAAAGUAAAACUAGCAAUACCACAGUGUCAAAGUGCUUAUCAUGCAAGAUGUCCCAUUUCAGAAUAUUAUCUUAUUGGAUUAUAAUCAGUGAUGCAUUAAUGUGUAAGCAUCCCUAUUGUUGCAGCCUGAAAAAAGUGGAUCCAAUUUUAACUACUUUAUAUACUGCUGGGUAGUGUAAUCCAUAAUAAUAGAUCAUCACUAAUUAGUCGAUUUAUAUUUUGUAUUAAUAAUCUGAAUCUGAGAAGUAACUAGUAACUGAUGUCAUAUAAAUGUUGUGUAAAAGGUACCAUAUUGACUUAAUUAAGUGGGGUAGAAGUUAGGGCUGUAUAUUGGCAAGAAUUUGGCGAUACGAUACGUAUCACGAUACAUGGGUCACGAUUCACUAUAUUGCAAUAUAUUUCGAUACUGUGCGUAA
This is a messenger RNA of Perca fluviatilis (European perch), 2615 nucleotides long. RefSeq names its product E3 ubiquitin-protein ligase RNF14-like. Gene Ontology annotation, biological process: protein polyubiquitination; ubiquitin-dependent protein catabolic process; positive regulation of proteasomal ubiquitin-dependent protein catabolic process. Lineage: Eukaryota; Metazoa; Chordata; Actinopteri; Perciformes; Percidae. Bases 138 to 1985 code for a protein of 615 amino acids. The transcript is spliced from 7 exons. Gene Ontology annotation, cellular component: cytoplasm; ubiquitin ligase complex. The record is from RefSeq and is a predicted model, not a curated record. Gene Ontology annotation, molecular function: ubiquitin protein ligase activity; ubiquitin conjugating enzyme binding; zinc ion binding.